Messenger RNA from Camellia sinensis, 1239 nucleotides. The record is from RefSeq and is a predicted model, not a curated record. NCBI's taxonomy places the organism in Eukaryota, Viridiplantae, Streptophyta, Magnoliopsida, Ericales, Theaceae.
CAUGUCGUAAGUGAUAUGUGCUCAGAUUCAUAUAACUUUUUCUGGAACAAACGCAAAAGUUGUUCUCUCUUGCAGCAAAAAGUGGCCUCAAUGACAAUGCCAGUGCUAGAAAAUGCAGUUGAAACCCUCUUCUCCAAAGAUUUCCACCUUCUUCAAGCUCUUAACGUAGCGGACUUGGGUUGUGCAGCGGGUCCAACCAUGUUCACUGUGAUUUCUACAAUCAAGAGAAUGAUGGAAAGGAAAUGCAGGGAAUUGAAUUGUCAAACACUGGAACUUCAGGUUUACUUGAAUGAUCUUCCUAGAAACGAUUUCAAUACCCUCUUCAAAGGCCUGUCAUCUAAGGUUGUUGGUAACAAAUGUGAGGAAGUUUCUUGUUAUGUGGUGGGAGUACCGGGGUCUUUCCAUGGCCGGCUUUUUCCUUGUAACAGCUUGCAUUUAGUUCAUUCCUGUUACAGUGUUCAUUGGCUUACUCAGGCACCAAAAGGACUCACAAGCAAAGAAGGCUUGGCAUUAAACAUGGAGAAGAUUUACAUAUCAAAGACAAGCCCUCCUGUUGUAAGAGAAGCCUACUUAUCUCAAUUUCAUGAAGAUUUCACAAUGUUUCUCAACUCUAGAUCCCAAGAGGUGGUUCCAAAUGGUUGUAUGGUGUUGAUACGUCGUGGUAGGCUAUCUUCUGAUCCUUCAGACAUGGAGAGCUGCUUUACUUGGGAACUAUUAGUCAUAGCCAUCGCUGAAUUGGUUUCACAGGGAUUGAUAGAUGAAGAUAAAUUAGACACCUUCAAUGUACCUAGCUAUUUUCCAUCACUUGAGGAAGUGAAAGACAUAGUGAAGAGGAACGGAUCAUUCACAAUUGAUCAUAUGGAGGGGUUUGAACUUGAUAGCCCACAGAUGCGAGAGAAUGAUAAAUGGGUUAGAGGGGAAAAGUUUGCCAAGGUUACCAGGGCCUUCACAGAGCCUAUAAUUUCAAACCAGUUUGGACAUGAAAUCAUUUACAAACUAUAUGAGAAGUUCACUCACAUUGUAGUUUCAAAUUUGGAAGCAAAGAUACCGAAGAACACAAGUAUCAUUCUAGUGCUUUCCAAGAUUGUUGGAUAGUUUUUUAGUGUUGUGAAAUAAAUUGUAGUCCCCAUCACAUUUAUGCUACUAGAGGGUUGUGCCAAUGUAUUGCACAAGAAGAUUUGAGAAGGGUCAAAUAUAGAAAGCUUUUUGCUCUUGUGUGGAGAGAGAAUGUUUUCUUGA